AGCGCAUCCUGGAUAUCUCCAUCAACACCUUGAGCAAGCUACCUCCACAUCGCCCGCCAUACUUGAACCACGCCGCACAACAUCGAUGAGUGCUGAUUGACUUCAACAAGCCACUGCGCACAUAUUCUGCUCCUAGAUCGUCAACAUGGCCAGUCCUCCGAUAGUGGAAGACCAAGCCAGAUUGCUGGAAGAUGCUUUGACGGUGGUAAGGCAGCAGACGCAUCUGAUGCGCAAGUGCCUGGAGACUCCGGGCAAGCUCAUGGACGCACUGAAAUGCAGGUAUGAGACCCCUUGGAUGGUUUCCUCCAGCUUGCAGAACCUGCGCCAACAUCUGCCGUAGCUGUUAGACGCCGCUGACCUUCUUCCGCAGCUCUACACUCGUUUCCGAACUUCGAACUAGUAGCCUCGGACCAAAACAGUAUUAUGAACUUUACAUGGGCGUAUUUGACGCCCUACGGCACCUAUCUGCCUAUCUCAAAGAUUCGCAUCCCGUCAAUCAUCUGGCCGAUUUAUACGAACUGGUCCAAUAUGCGGGCAACAUCAUACCUCGAUUAUACUUGAUGAUAACGGUCGGGACUGUUUACAUGUCUAUUCCUGAUGCGCCGGUCAAAGAGAUUAUGAAGGAUAUGAUGGAGAUGAGCAGAGGAGUUCAGCAUCCUGUCCGGGGGCUUUUCCUGAGAUACUAUCUGUCUGGGCAGGCUCGAGAGAAUUGCCCUACCGGAAAUAGCGAGGGGCCAGAAGGGAAUUUACAGGAUUCAAUCAGUUUUACCUUGACCAAUUUUGUGGAGAUGAACAAGCUUUGGGUACGACUACAACACCAAGGACAUUCACGAGAAAGGGAAUUACGGACACAGGAGCGGAAAGAGCUACAGCUACUCGUGGGGAACAACCUCGUUCGACUGAGUCACUUGGUAGAUUUGGAAACAUACAAGAACGCCAUUUUACAACCAUUAUUGGAACAGGUCGUGCAAUGUCGAGAUGUGCUGGCUCAAGAGUAUCUUCUCGAGGUCAUCACACAAGUUUUCCCAGAUGAGUUCCACCUACACACCCUCGACCAGUUUUUAGCGGCGGUUUCCCGCCUUAAUCCUCAUGUAAAUGUCAAGGUUAUUGUGAUUGCAUUGAUGGAUAGAUUAUCAUCGUAUGCAGCACGAGAAACAGACGCAGAGCAACCAGAGGACCGCCAAAAGCGAGAAGAGGAGGCACUAGCGAAACUCCUAGAAAAAGUUGAUUUGGAAAAUGAGAAGAAAGCAGAACAGACUUCUCCUGCGCCUGAGAAAUCGACCGAGACGAAUGGCGAGGGCAGCCCAGCCGCUACUUCUAAUGGCGAUGGUGAAGAUUCUACAAAGAAGGCCGAAUCAGAGCAACCUGAAGCCGAUUCUUCUGAAGUUAAACCAGAAGAGGCCAUCAACGGAAGUGAUACAGCGGAUAAUACCAAAAGCGGAGGUAUACCAGAUAGUAUCAAGCUCUACGAGAUAUUCUUUGAGCAAGUAAUAAAUCUGGUCAAUGCCCAGCAUCUUCCCAUCCAAGAUACUACGGCACUUUUGGUCUCUCUCGCAAAUCUUGCCCUAAAUAUCUACCCAGAUCAUCUUGAUUAUGUCGAUCAAAUUCUGGAUUACGCGAAUCAGAAAGUCAAGCAACACGCAAAUAGUGCAGACCUCCAUUCUCCAGACGCUCAAACCAAUUUACUGAAUUUGCUACUGGCGCCCAUGAAGUCCUACGUUUCUCUCUUCACAGCUCUUUCGCUUCCAACCUACAUCCCAUUACUUCACUCGCAAACAUAUCCCACACGCAGAGCUGUAGCCGGCGAGGUAGCACGUAGCUUACAGCGUAAUCAAACCACAAUUUCGACACUUGCAUCUCUUGAGGGUGUGUUGGAGAUUUUGAAAGUUCUUAUCAAGGAGGGCAGUCAGCAACCUGGUGGUUAUCCGGGUGUCAAUCAAAGAAAAGCAUUGGAAACGGAUGAGACAAUAGAAGAACAGGGCUGGCUCGCCCGAAUAAUUCAUCUCAUUCACAGCGAUAACAACGACACUCAAUUCAAACUUCUCCAGAUGACAAGGAAAGCGUAUGUUGAGGGCAAUGAGCGCACCAAGUUCACCACACCAGCAUUGAUCACGGCAGCGAUGAAGCUUGCCAGAAGAUAUAAAGCAAGGGAGCACUACGACGACAACUGGGAGACACAAUUAUCAGCUCUUUACAAGUUCAUCCAUGCUUCCCUCUCCACUCUAAGCACUCGUGUGCCAAGUGCGGCUGAGCUUUGUAUACGCCUCUUCGUUGCCUCUGGCCAGAUUACUGACCAGACUGGACCAGAGGCUGUUAGUUAUGAGUUUUUCGUGCAGGCCUUUACGAUUUAUGAGGAGCAGAUCAGCGACUCGAAAGCACAAUUCCAAGCGGUCGCGAUCAUUGCAGGAGCACUGCAUGAAAGUAGAAAUUUCAGCAGAGAAAAUUAUGAUGCGUUGGUCACGAAGUGUGCUCAACAUGGCAGUAAGCUACUCAAGAAGCCUGACCAGUGCAGAGCAGUUUAUCUCGCAAGUCAUUUGUGGUGGGCUGUGCCCGUGGCUGCAAAGGGCGAAGAAGAGGGCGACGAGAAGAAUGUAAGUUUGGUUGUAUACUUCCCUUCCAAGAUUUCGCUAAAUCAUUGCAGCUUUACCGAGAUGGCAAGAGGGUUCUUGAAUGCCUACAACGUGCUCUUCGUGUAGCGGAUACUUGCAUGGAUACGGCAGUAUCAGUCGAGCUUUUUGUCGAGAUUCUAAAUCGAUACGUUUAUUAUUUUGAUCAACAGAAUGAGGCAGUAUGUAAUACCCUUGGUCGAACGAAACGCAACAACUAACACAAUCAGAUCACGACCAAAUAUCUUAAUGGUCUUAUUGAACUCAUCCAUUCCAAUCUUCAAACCAACCAAGAAUCAGCUACUAUGGAUCAUCCCAAACGUCAUUUCCAGCGCACGAUAGAAUUAAUUGCUGGCAGAGAGUAUGAAGGUGUUAUCACAGCGGCACCAAAGUAAGGAAAAUAGGGUAAUCCGAUUAUCAUGUGGAGUUCAGAGAAUUCGGCUGGUUCAAUGUACGAUUUGGAAGGAAUGACGGAGGCCAGUUUCACGAAGCUACGAUGGGACUAUAUACCCAAGUAGCAAAGGAGUGGAAUGAUUCAGGACUGAGCAGUUUUUGAAAUGACCGGGUGGGUGAUUAGGAGAUAGUUGAGAGAAGACGCUCUGUAAUUGAGAAGUACUUACCUAUAUUUACCUAUAAAAAAUAAG
This is a messenger RNA of Hymenoscyphus albidus, 3250 nucleotides long. The record is from the annotation of a GenBank genome assembly. NCBI's taxonomy places the organism in Eukaryota, Fungi, Ascomycota, Leotiomycetes, Helotiales, Helotiaceae.